GUUUCACGCGUUUAAGGUUGUCGAAGAUUUUAACAUGGCUGACGCAGAAUAUAAAAUCAGUGUAACUGCUGCUGGAAAUGGUAGCCACGUGGGGAGUGCCAAUGCCGCCGGUUUCGUCCACGGUGGAAUGGGAAAUAGCGAGACCACAAACUAUAACCAAGGAAGCCGGAGCAUCGUGAACGAAGGCCAGAUAGGGAACAUAGCAACUGGUGACAACCACAGUGGCAACAUGACAGCGUCGGUUCCCGGGCAACAAGGAGCAGAAAGCAAGAUUGAUCCUGAAAAACUGACCCCAGGUGGACUAAUACAAGUUUUGAAGAAGCGCCACUGCACAGAUGCCACAAUUCAUAUUUUUGAGACACAUAAGGUUGACGGGCGAUUGUUCAUGGAACUAGAUGAUGAAUUUCUGGACGAACUGGGAAUUGACAGCAAGAUCGAACGAAGGAAGCUCAAACUUUUAAAGGAAGACAUCAACGGGUGAAUCGCUUUUUCAUUAUCAAAGAAGAAAGUGUUUAAUUUCCGUUGUGAAACUGAACUGUGAUGGGCGUCGUGAUUUGUAAUUAUUUGUAAUUGAGUUUUUGUAAUAUUCGUUGUCAGAUUUAGCAGAUAUAUAGAGAAUUUCACCCGAGUGUCUUUUGAUAUAAAAUUUAUCAACACGAGUUGAUAAAAGUGGAACAAACCCGAGGCUUGCUUUAUAUCUCCUGUGGGAGCCAGUUUUGGAUGAUAAAUACAAGUACAUGCAGUUAAAGAAGGCAUGAUGAAGGAUGCAUAUAUCACCUGAAUCCGUGUGGAACACGCCUCAUCGCUGUGGAGGCACCUCGCAGUGAAUAAGGUUUGCGAACAUGUUCAUUUCUCAUGAACUAUACAAUGACCUAAUAUCUCCCUGCUAAAACAUAUUUUGUGGUGUAAAAAUAUUAUUAAAAACCCCUUGCCUUCUU
Haliotis rufescens (red abalone) is the source of this 938-nucleotide messenger RNA. RefSeq lists its product as uncharacterized. NCBI's taxonomy places the organism in Eukaryota, Metazoa, Mollusca, Gastropoda, Lepetellida, Haliotidae. The coding region runs from base 35 to 481 and encodes 148 amino acids. The record is from RefSeq and is a predicted model, not a curated record. The transcript has 4 exons. Gene Ontology annotation, molecular function: protein binding.